AUGCGACUCUUACAACUCUUUCUCUUCCAUUUUUUAUAUGAGAAUCGUGUUCAUAUCCCCAAAUCCUGGUUGGUGAUAGGCCGGGUCGAAGCUGCGACCUAUAUUCCUGGUAUGACCCAGAGCAUUCUGGAUAAUAGUCAAGAUUUUUCGAUGGAAGUCAGAAAGUGUAUGCUUCACCCAAGUUCAAUUUACGCCAGAGGGUUCUGGCCAGCUAUCAGCUCACACCCCACUUCUAAGAGGUAUGACCAACACUUUUAUGCUGAGGAGUUUGCAGAUAUUUCUGUACCUUCUCAGGGUGCUGUUGAAACCGCUCACGAGUGGCUGGUAUCUGCUGAUAUUGCUGCCGAAAAGACAGUGGCUUGCGAUCAAUACCACGCCCCAGCACAUAUCAAAGAGUAUAUCGAUAAUAUCACACCAGGUACCAACGCCGACUUCGAGAAGUGGAAAUUCGGCUUGGCAAGCGGAAUUGUAAAUGGCGGCUUCCCAUCACCUCUGCUGAAAGAAGCUUGGAUGACCAUUCAAGCUUUAGUGGCCAUUCCUGAGUUGGCUAUUUGUGAUAGUGCCAUCACCCUUGUCUGUAAACAGACCGUUCAUAAUGUCACUGAAAUAUUUGCUCCUGAUUUCGCUCGGAGCUAG
Molecule: messenger RNA, 636 nt
Organism: Drepanopeziza brunnea f. sp. 'multigermtubi' MB_m1
Lineage: Eukaryota; Fungi; Ascomycota; Leotiomycetes; Helotiales; Drepanopezizaceae
Source: RefSeq, a predicted model, not a curated record